AUGGGCGAGGGCAUGAAAAAGGGCGAUGGCGCGAGCAAGGGCGAGGGCGCGAACAAGGGCGGUGGCAGAGGCGAGGCCGAGGGUGAGGAGGGCAAGAAUAAUGGCGCGGCCAAGGUCGAGGGCGAGGACGAAGAAGAGGUCGAGGACGAAGGCGAGGGCGGAGGCGAGGGCGGAGGCGAGGGCGGAGGCGAGGGCGGAGGCGAGGGCGACGGGUGGUAUGGGGAGGAGGGCGAAAACGAGGGCGAAUACGAGGAGGAUGACGAAGAGGAGUGGGACGGCGAGGGGGUUGGGUACGGGGAGGGCCACGGUGGUGGGUAUGAGGAGGGUGAGGGCGGUGGGGAGGGUGAGGGCCAGGGGGAGGGUGGAGGCGUGGGCGGCGAGGAGGCCAAGGGAGCUGAUCGUGGUGAACGGCACAGGAUUGCGGGAGGAAGCACGAAAAUAAAAGCACCGGGUGACGUUGCUCGUCAAGCUACGCAGUUUCGCGCCGCUGGGAAGCGCGGAUUUGUAGGACAGACACGGCUUGUGCGCCGGUCACAGCGUUCGAUCGCGCAAAGGCGGACCGUGGACGAGUUGUCAUCGUGGCCUGUUCAGACGCUCGCGCACGAGGUCGUCCGCCUGGACUCCGCGCUCGAGAAUUCGAGGCAGGACGUGGCUGAUGCGCGACACGAGAACUUUCUGCAGCGCAAGAAAAUCUGCGAACUGCUGACGAGGAUGGGAGAGCAUCGUGCCGCGUUGUCUCGAGUGACUGACAGGUCUGCUAGUGCUCUUAGGAGAUUGGAGGACAUGGAGAGACGUGCUGGCAAGGAUCUCGCGGAUGCGGUCCACGAGGUUCGGACGGAACGUGCAUCCGCGACAGCGCAGCGCGAGUCGUCGGAGCGUGCCAUAGCGAAGUUGUCGGAGGCGGCUGCGGCCUUGAUGUCGCUGGUUUUGCAACGCGGCCUUUUUUUGUCGGGGGCAACGGGGCUGGAUGUGUUUGCAAACGUUCGUGGUGGAGAGACGGGAUUGGCAAUCGCGGGCGAAAGGGGUGGAUAUGUUGUGCGGGAUCCGGGCCAAGGGCGGCGCCCGGGUUUGGAAUUUGCGGAAGCAGCAGUAGGAGAUGACAAAUGCGGGAAACGCAGCGCUGGCCUUCCUGCUCCUCUGGCAGCCACACCCCCCCCGAAAAAGGCAAAAUCAAACUCCAACCCCCCGGACACCCGUAAUCCCGCAAUCGGAAAAGUGGGUGGCGAUGUCCCGCACGGGCCAUCACAGUUCGCGGCUGGCAUCGCUGGAGGUCAUUCUGCUGGUGCAGCCACUGGCGGGACACUGGUCGUGCCGCUUCUUGGGGGUGCGGACGGCACAGAUCCUGACGAGACGGAGGCCACGAAGGCAACUCUGGCUUUCAUGGCAAAACUUAAGGGUGGUAAGGGGACGGCAAAGGUACCCGCGAAGGAAAAGGGAUCUGCGAAGGACAAGGGACCCGCGAAGGAAAAGGGACCCGCGAAGGACAAGGGAUCCGCGAAGGAAAAGGGACACGCGAAGGAAAAUGAGCUCGGAGUUGGGAUUCGGGUGAACGCGAAAGGCACGGCUUGGACGCUAGAAUUGCACUACCAGAACUUGCGCUGGUACUUCGGCAGUUUCUCCGCCCUGGCAAACGCGCGAUAUACGGCCGCGGUUGUUCAGACCGUGUGGCACAAGAAGGUUCCGAGCGACAAGAUGGUUUUAUCGGAGGCGGAAGAGGAGAAGUGGACCGCUGAUCUGGAUGUUGUGCGAAUUUUGCAUCCGGGGGUGUUCGCGGUAAUGUUUCUUCGCGGCAUUUGCACCGGGGGCAAAAGGAAAACAGCCGAUGGACCGGACGACCUGAUUGACGAGGUCGCGGCCUCUGUUGCGCUGGGCCUCGAGGUGGAAGCGGACGAGCAUUACGCGAAAUCGAAGGUUCGUGAGGGUGCUGUUGCCGGUGCCGUGGCGUUUACCGUCACGUUCUUGUGGCUCGUCUCCAAGGGCCGUGAUCGCGGCUUCGCUGACGCGGAAGCGAAACGCUCUGCAGAGAAGGCUGGAGCACCGGACCUGAACGUCGAGCUGAUAUUGGCUGCGUGGCUGAACACUAUCGUGGCUCUGAAGAGUAGCCAGGAUGCAGACGAUGUGGAGAAGCAGGUGGUGGCCGCUUUCGUGGGUGCGAAAGACACGAGUUUGCGACCCAUCGUUCACGAGAUGGUCGACGUACUGAGCACGUGGUGUUACGAUCCCGAGGCCGCAGUGAUCUUGAAGAAUGUCGGCCUGUUUUUGGAGUGCAGUGAUGAUCGCGCCAAAGCAAGGAACCAGCCCAGUUCGCGUUCGCAUGCGAAGAAGCCAUCCCCGCUAUGCCCGCCAUCCCCAAAAGCUGUUGGCUCGAACAUUGAAGAGAUUUCUGAUGAUGACGAGUGA
Messenger RNA from Closterium sp. Naga37s-1, 2400 nucleotides. Lineage: Eukaryota; Viridiplantae; Streptophyta; Zygnematophyceae; Desmidiales; Closteriaceae. The record is from the annotation of a GenBank genome assembly.